Zasmidium cellare ATCC 36951 is the source of this 534-nucleotide messenger RNA. RefSeq lists its product as uncharacterized. The coding region runs from base 1 to 534 and encodes 177 amino acids. The transcript has a single exon. NCBI's taxonomy places the organism in Eukaryota, Fungi, Ascomycota, Dothideomycetes, Mycosphaerellales, Mycosphaerellaceae. The record is from RefSeq and is a predicted model, not a curated record.
AUGGCACGUACGAAGAAGCCGCCACCAAAUCCACUCCAAAACGCCUCCUCUCAGACCGGCUCCAAGUUCUUCACACUACCACCAGAACUUCGUAACUACAUCUACGAGCUUGCCUUCAACGACUCGAGAUGCGCCAUCCUCUCUCUAUAUUGCAACAUGGAGUACAACACACCUCCCGGCAUCCUCACCAGCUGCAAAGUCAUCUACGCCGAAGCUCGCCAGCUGUACUACACCAACUGCGAGUUCGUCUCCCACGACAUCCGCGAUUUGCGUCGCUGGCUGGAGAAAAUCGGCACUGGAAGCCGGAAAUCGCUGAGGAAGUUCGCGUUGUUGACGGAUCCGUACAAUCAGAGAUUGCUGGGUUCUACGGUUUUCGCGAAGCAGGUGCUGUGUCAACUGGAUCAUAUGCUCCAGGCGAAGGAUGUUACGGUGGAAAUCGGUGCGAUGAGGGUUUUGGUGAAGGAGAACUGGUGGUGCUGGGAGCUAGAUAAGGAGGGGAAGAAGCGUGUUGUGAAGUUGUCAAGAGGGGUUUAA